UGUUGGUAUGGCCAGGGCACGAGGGGGAGUCCCUUGACUGGCUGAUGACUGGCCCUGGCCCUCUCUGGCCCUUGAACUCUCUGUGUAAAAAAAGAUUGGACUGAUGCAGGUGGGUUGAAACUUUUUGAAGUAAUAGAAUCCAUUCACCAAACCAAAUCACCUGUGGAAGAACAAUCAGAAGUGUGGGUGGAGGGAGUGUUCACCUGUCCCACACUGAGCGCAGCCCCAGGCCAGCCCAGCCUAGAGUGGUCCUGGAAAGCUGAGCUCAGUGCCCUGGGCAAUUCUCAGCUCCUCCCUGCUCUGGUCUUCUUUUUAUGGGGAGGUCAACUCAGGAGCACUUUUCUUUCUUUCCUUCCUCCCCUCCUCGGAUCCUGGAGCACGGGGAGCAUUUCCGCCUGGAAAUCUUUGAGGGCUGCAACUUCACGGGUCAGUGCCUGGAGUUCACAGAGGACAGCCCCUUCCUCCAGAGUCAGGGCUGGGCCAAGAACUGUGUCAGCGCCCUCAAGGUGUAUGGGGACGGAGCGUGGGUCCUGUACGAGGAGCCCAACUACCACGGCCGUAUGUAUGUGGUAGAGAGGGGUGACUUCCGAAGCUGCUCUGACUGGGAGGCCCAGAGUACCCGCAUCCAGUCCCUUCGAAGAAUCGUCAACUUCUUCUAGCCUGGCUUGUCCACAUGCCUCUGGCCAGGCUGACCCCGGGACCAGGAGAGGCCCAGGGGGACAAGUGGGUCCUUUUGGCCCUACCAGGGCUUGGGACAGGCAGGAAUAAAAAUCAUAAAAGCAGGAGUCUUAGCAGGCCUUCAGUGAUUUAUCUUGUCCUUCCUGACUCCCCAGGCAGUGGG
Molecule: messenger RNA, 841 nt
Organism: Loxodonta africana (African savanna elephant)
Lineage: Eukaryota; Metazoa; Chordata; Mammalia; Proboscidea; Elephantidae
Product: gamma-crystallin N
Exons: 2
Coding region: 315-659 (114 amino acids)
Biological process (GO): lens development in camera-type eye; visual perception
Molecular function (GO): structural constituent of eye lens
Source: RefSeq, a predicted model, not a curated record